Messenger RNA from Penicillium malachiteum, 2856 nucleotides. It is a transcript of the gene atg1, whose product is annotated as serine/threonine protein kinase ATG1. Gene Ontology annotation, biological process: protein autophosphorylation; autophagosome organization; peptidyl-serine phosphorylation. NCBI's taxonomy places the organism in Eukaryota, Fungi, Ascomycota, Eurotiomycetes, Eurotiales, Aspergillaceae. Gene Ontology annotation, cellular component: cytoplasm; autophagosome. The record is from RefSeq and is a predicted model, not a curated record. The coding region runs from base 1 to 2856 and encodes 951 amino acids. The transcript has 4 exons. Gene Ontology annotation, molecular function: protein serine/threonine kinase activity; ATP binding.
AUGACUUCCCACCACCCCAGACGAUCGCGAGAGUCUUCCCACAACAAGAUUCAGAUGGCAAUCGGCGAUUACAUACGAGGAGCGGAGAUUGGGCGAGGUAGCUUUGCUACUGUGUACCAGGGCCGUCACAAGGCCUCUGGUCAUUAUGUGGCAGUCAAGUCGGUCAACACAUCCAAAUUAAACCGGAAGUUGAAAGACAACCUUUCGUCAGAAAUCAAAAUCCUCAAGGGUCUACACCAUCCCCAUAUUGUGGCUCUUAUCGACUGCAACGAUGCCAACGAAUACAUUCAUUUGGUCAUGGAGUACUGUGCUCUGGGGGACUUAUCAAUGUUCAUAAAGGGUCGAAACAGCCUCGACUCGCAUGAUCAAACCCGCAGUAUGAUCGCAAAGUACCCAAAUCCACUUCACGGUGGGUUGAAUGAGGUUGUGACUCGACAUUUCUUGAAGCAACUCUCCAGUGCAUUGAAAUUCCUUCGAGAUGGAAACCUCAUCCAUCGAGACAUCAAGCCCCAGAAUCUUCUCCUUUGCCCAUCACCUUCCUUCUACCAGCGCAUCAUCUCCACCGGUCCCAGUGCCUCCGGCGGCGCCAACGAAAUCAUCCCAUACACACGUAGUGUUACCUCCUUUGAACCGACUGUAGGGCUAAUGUCCUUGCCCAUGCUGAAGAUUGCGGAUUUCGGGUUCGCCAGGUCCUUGCCAUCCACUUCGUUGGCAGAGACCUUGUGUGGCUCGCCACUUUACAUGGCGCCAGAAAUCCUACGAUACGAGAAAUAUGACGCUAAAGCCGAUUUGUGGUCUGUUGGAACUGUUCUUUAUGAGAUGGUCGCAGGACGACCUCCUUUCAAGGCUGCAAACCACGUCGAGCUUCUCCGCAAAAUCGAAAAGGGCGAAGAUCGCAUCCGAUUCCCCGAAGGAACCGUGGCAUCAGAUGAUAUCAAGAAAUUGAUUCGAGCGCUCUUGAAGCGGAAUCCAGUGGAACGACUAAACUUCCCUGAAUUUUUCAAUAACAAUGUUAUCACUGAUCCCAUUCCUGGUCUGCACUCUGAGGAUUUACCUCGACCUCCUCCCCCGACGGAGCCUCUUCCUAAUGAACCGGAACCUAUCUCGAGGAACCUAUGUCAUACCCCCCCUCGCCGACCAACUUCCCGUCGCCAGGACUCAUCAGAAUCGCCAACUGGCUCUGCCCCAAUGCAUCGACUUGGAAGUGCAGACCGACCACCAUCACGACUUUCCAGAGAGAAACUCCGAGAUGACACAGCGCGACAGAGACCAGGUGCGGUUACUCAUAUGACAGCUCCAGGACGUCAGGAAUUAACGGACCGAAAUGCUGCCACAGCUGCGAUGGAUCGACAGCGAAACCGCAACACCUACUCAGGACCUUUUGCCAGAAUUGUGGCCAGUGAUCGGUCCCAGAGCGACAGCGUGAGAGCGGCCCAGGAUAUCGCAUUUGAGAGAGAUUAUGUUGUUAUCGAGAAGCGGGCGGUCGAAGUUAAUGCAUUUGCCGACGAGUUGGCCCAUAGCCCACAGCUUCAGGGUGGCUUCGCUCGAGGUCAGACAGGCGCUCCAAGUCGCCGUGCGACAACGCAAGGCCUACCAACCGUGUCAUCCAACUCCCCUUCUGGCAACAAUUCCAAGGCUCUGCAGGUCGUUUCUACCCGGGCUAGAGCUGAUUCAACCCACGCGCGCCAGCACUCUUACGAGCGCCGAUAUGGUCAGAGCCCGAUAUCCGCUACAUCCGCGAUCUCCAAAGCUCUUAACAUGGCCAGUGGCCGUUUGUUCGGAGUGGGAUUCUCACCUCCAAUGGCCCUUACUAAAGGGGGUCGGUCGCCACCACUAGCUUACAACCCUUUCCCAGCUUAUCCUGCUGCCCAAGCGAGUUUGAUGCUCAUGGGAGACAGCCCGAAGUCUGCGAAUCUUGAUGAAGACUGCCGGACGGUCCAGUGUAUCGAGGAGUGUGCGACUCGCAGUGAUGUGGUCUACGGAUUCGCCGAGGUGAAAUACAAGCAACUUAUCCCAUUGGCACCUUCGGCACAGAUUGAGCCCUCGAUCAGACCAGCCGGAAAUGCGGAAGGCGAUGAUAGUGGGUUUGGUGAUGAUGGAUUGACCGUUGAUGCCGUGGUAACUCUCUCCGAGGAAGCUCUGGUUCUAUACGUGAAAGCUAUCGCCCUUCUGGUGAAAUCAAUGGAUAUCGCAGGAGCGUGGUGGUCACGAAAGAACCGUGAGGAGGCCUAUGGCGAUCCAUCUACCAGAGGCGAUGCCAACAGUUCGUUAGCCGGUACUCGCAUCAACAAUGUUGUGCAGUGGGUUCGAAGCCGAUUCAACGAAGUGGUGGAGAAGGCCGAGUUCGUCCGCCUGAAGCUCACUGAAGCGCAGAAGCGAUUGCCCCUCGACCACCCCGGCCACCCAGACAAUCACUCAGUUGGUUCUGCUACCGCGUCCUAUGGAUCCAGUGAGAUUCCGCUCAGCCGCGGAGUCACCGCUGCGAGACUUAUGUAUGAGCGGGCCCUGGAGAUGAGCCGAGCUGCAGCCAUCAACGAAUUGACCAGCGAAGACCUUCAUGGCUGCGAGAUCGCGUAUGCCACGGCCAUUCGCAUGCUGGAGGCAGUUCUCGAGGAUGACGGAUCCCAGUCUACCUCGCGUUCUGGUACCUCCCAGACCAGUGAGAAGGUUUCCUUGGAGGAGGGUCUGCCAAUUGACCGACAGGCGGUCGGAAACCUUCUCACUGGUAUGCGAGGCCGUCUGCACUCUCUGCAGAAGAGACUCGCUGUCCUUUCCCGGCGCUCAUCAGCGCCAACUGCUGGUGUUAGAAUGCCAGCUUCAAACCUGGCCACCGGAGCGACACCACCUCGCUCAUGA